GUGAUUUUACUAUGGUUUGGGGUUCCACGAUCUCUUUUUUUGAUAUCAAGGCAUGAUUCAAAAUAAAAUGUAAAGAUUUGAAAUCUUAAUUGUUUUAGAUUAUCAUGACUGUUUUUAAACUUGUCUACCGUUGUACCAUUUGAUGAACAUGUCAUAAAUAAUUGUCAUAGUUCUGAAUUGACUACAGAUUUCAGAAUCUAGUGUACUGGGUCCGGUCAAAAUUGUUGUGGUGUCAUCAAGUGUUAUAUUGCAUAACUGCAAGUAAAACAGAUAAUUUUGCAUAUCUCAGUGGUGUGAUGUUUUAUUGUCUUCAACGUCUAUGACAAAAUAUAGAGAUCAUUUGUUUUAAAAAAUGUUGGGACAUGAUACAUCAUUAAGAAGCUCAAUUCUAGCCAUAAUUCAUCACUUGGUCCUGGUCGUUCAUAGUUCUUACUUCUUCUGCUACACUUCUUCAGAUUUAUUUAUUUUUGUAUGCCAAAUAAUGAUUCUUAAUUUGCUGAUUUCUUAUAUACUCAAUAUAGGCUAUUUUAUCAACCCUGAUCCAAUUCUGUCGAACAUUGUUAUUUUGAAAAUUGACUGUCCUGUCAGAUAUAUUUUAUAUUUCUUCAGUCUUAAUCAAUAUUCCUAAUUCUUAUAUGAAAACAUGAGUGCUGACUUCAAAGAGGUGAUCGAGAAUCAUCCGAUUUUCAAAACAUUGGUUGAAGAAAAUGCUGAAGUUGAAAACAUAUCACAUAGAGCUGACCAAUUAAUGCAUGUGCAAGAUGGAUUCCUCUAUGUAUGGAGUAAUAAAGAGAGCUGCUUUUAUGUUACCAACUUGAGGAUGUCAUUAGAUAUUGAAGAGCCAGGUGUUCAGAAAUUCUCGUGCUCACCUCCACCGAUGUUUGAAGUACGAAGCAUUCAAUUUAAUGAAUCUGGGACUUAUGUAGCUCUGAUUGGUUCAAGAGGAAUAUCAGUCUUAUGUUUGCCGCAGAAAUGGAAAAAUCCAGAUGAGGAGAAUUACACCCAGUUUUGCAAAUGUUUCCCAGUUGCUGAAAGGUUCUUCACCACAUGUAUAAUGGUGCAGUUGCGGCAAGCCUCAUGGCAUCCUGGAUCUCCAAAUCACUCUCAUCUUGUUGUGCUAUUAUCGGAUAAUACAGUGCGUAUUUAUGAUGUCACAGCAGAUAACCAAACACCCACACAAGUUCACAAACUAGGUCACAGCAACAUCGGAUCUUCUAGGUUUUCUCUAGUCUCUUCAGCAUUCUCAAUAAGUUCUGCCAUUGGUGAGACUGCGGUUUCAUUCUCAUUUGCUCCUCCUGUGGAAGUGCAAGAGAAAAGAAAGAAAAUUUUACAAGCCAGACGAGCUGACAAAGAUGAACCACCUACUGUUCUUCUUUAUCCUAUAUAUUUAUUACAAGGCGAUGGAGAUGUGCUGUUGUUAUUAACAUCUGUGACUGACAACAGGUAUAGAAAAGGGUUAAUGCAUGGGCCUCUGACUAUGCAACCCCCUGCAGAAGACAAUUAUGGUGUUGAUGCUUGUUCGAUACUUGUUCUUCAUCACAAUCCCACAGUCAUUGCUAUUGCAACGGCAAGUGGUAAAAUUCAUCAUUGUGUCGCCCUUGCAACAAACUACGAUUCUGAUGAUGAUUUUACAGACACACAGUCAACUGCUUCAUGGCCUGCCUCAGUUCUUUCUGUUCAAUCCAAAGGACUAUCUGCUGAAUUUCCUGCUCCAACAUUGUUUGUUUAUGAAACUGUAGAAAUCGAUCUGGGACCAAAAGGUGAAGAAGAUGGAGAAGACUUUGAAUCAGAAAAUCAUACUGUUACCUUACAUUCCGAUCCAUUGUUAUAUUGUCGUUACCAUUGCUGCACUAGAGUGGGUGUUCAUGCUGUUGUUUUGCCAUGGAUUGAUAAAUUAACAGAGUUUUUUGAAGCUGCUGACGAGGAUAAAGAUAACUUGAAUGAAAUAGCUCAAGAUCAACCAUGCAUUGUCGAACAUAUAGUCUGUACUAAACCAACUCCAUCAAGUGCUCCUUGUUUAUUAAAAGGUUUCACAUUUGCAACAAAUCCACUAUUUGGGCCUUCUCUACUUUGCCUAACUGCUGAUAAUCAUUGUAUGGCUGUUCCUUUAUUAACUAUUUUCAAGCCAACACCACCUCCACUGCCUUCAUAUGAUGACGACACUAUAGUUCCACUUACUUCAGACAAUGAUUCAUCCAUACAGACUUCAACGAUGAAUCUGAUGGAUUUCCAAGAUCAUAUAAGGUCUAUACUCCAAAGAGAUUCUUCUCAACCUAUUUUGAGGUAUGAGGCAUCUUCAAGGGAUACGGUAAUGGACACUGAAGCUAGUCGUCUCAUAGGUAGAGUAACUCAAAUACUGAGGAAAGAAUAUAUUUUGAAACAAAAAAUUGCUCAAGAUGCUAUCAUGAAACGAGCACGGUUACUAGCACAGCAGAAGCAACAACAAUUGAAUGAUCUGGAUAAGCUCAAACAAAAAAGGUCGGAUUUGACGAAAACUGCUGAACAACUUGCGGAAAAGUUUGAAGAUUGUGUUGAUCAGCAAGAAAUAUUGUCAGAAAGACUAGCUAGGGUUCUAAAACAAACUCAGUCCAAGGUUCCAGUUUUGUCAAAGGCUGAAAUUGAAAUGUCAAAAGAAUUAAGAAAUAUAUCAGAUAGAAUGAAACACUUGGAAAACAGGAUCAAACAAGUUAAGACCAAACACGACUAUCAAAACAAACAGCACUUUGAGGAUGAAAAAUUAAACAGCACAAGAAGGCAAAGAACUCCAUCCGUUGGAAGUUCUGUACAAGUACAAAAAUUCAAAGAUAUUUUGUUGGAAGAGGGUCAGAAGAUUCAAGAUUCUGUUAAAAAAUUGAACAGUAUGAAGGAACUUGUUGAUUCAUGGUGAAUGAUCAGACUGCAAUUCAAUGGUAUCAGAGACUAUGAAGUGAAGUCAGUAGACGUGGUGUUGCAACGAGUUGCUAUAAUGAUGCAUUUCUCUCGUUUGGACUUACUUAAAUAACUUAUUUUUCAUAUUUCGACACUUUAUUGUUCAAUAAAUAUUCUCACUGACAUAUA
Molecule: messenger RNA, 3057 nt
Organism: Styela clava
Lineage: Eukaryota; Metazoa; Chordata; Ascidiacea; Stolidobranchia; Styelidae
Product: nucleoporin 88-like
Biological process (GO): protein import into nucleus; mRNA export from nucleus; ribosomal large subunit export from nucleus
Cellular component (GO): nuclear pore
Molecular function (GO): structural constituent of nuclear pore; protein binding
Source: RefSeq, a predicted model, not a curated record